AUGUUUUGCGGCGACGAAACUUCACAAAGUAGAGAUGAACAUGGUCAAAAUACCCGUUAUCACCAUCCUCGGCCCUGGCCUCGGCUUGCGCCGCUACCCCCGCGCCGACAAAUUAUAAAGCGAAACGGCUCGCACGGACCCUCUGCCUAUCUUAUCAGGGCUAUCCGUCGACACUCCGCACGAAAGAAUCCUGUAGUAGUUAGGAAAUGCAGCCUUGAACGUUGUAAAGAACUGUAUACUUCUAUACCGACACAGGGAGACUUAGCAACAGCUAUGGCACGCCUAGACAUCAGUGGCCUAGAUUGCGCAUUAUGGGUGCCGAAAGAUGUUUCGGUGAUGUAUAGUACAGAAGGGAUCGGAAGCGAGUCAUCGAUUCGGAACGUAGGAAUGGAGUCACGACACAGUCCCACACAGUAUGUGACUGCUCAAAGCUCACUAGUUACACUUUCAAUACUCUACAUGAAAACUCGGACAAUACGCGCAUCCGGACCAAGCCCCUUAAAGCCCGUAGGCUUAAGGAUACUGACAGGUCUCUCAUUGGCCCCCCCAGAAAGAAGGCCACAUUAA
This is a messenger RNA of Blumeria graminis f. sp. triticale, 567 nucleotides long. The record is from the annotation of a GenBank genome assembly. Lineage: Eukaryota; Fungi; Ascomycota; Leotiomycetes; Helotiales; Erysiphaceae.